Messenger RNA from Papaver somniferum (opium poppy), 689 nucleotides. RefSeq lists its product as uncharacterized. The transcript has 2 exons. The record is from RefSeq and is a predicted model, not a curated record. The coding region runs from base 48 to 551 and encodes 167 amino acids. NCBI's taxonomy places the organism in Eukaryota, Viridiplantae, Streptophyta, Magnoliopsida, Ranunculales, Papaveraceae.
AAUCACAAAUUUUUGUUGUAUUGAUCAUCGAUCAUCCAUUCACCAUCAUGGCAAGAACAAGUUUUCUCAUCAGCAUUGCCUUCACUGGUUUCAUUAUGUUGUCUAUUGCACAGAUGGCAUUAGGAGUUUCAAAAGUCGGUCAAGUGGUGGAUGCACAUGGGCCAUUGAAGGCGGCUAACGCAGACCGGGAUGGGACUUUUGCAGCUAACAAGCACGGAGUCAAGGAUGAAGGAAAAACUGUGCUAGGUGCCGCAAAGGGGUCAGCAAAUGCAUACUUAGUCGGAGUAGUAGGUGUGGAUUCAGAGAAGGGUCAAGCGAAAAUAGACGGGAACACUGGAGGGAAUGUGGCAGGCGUAGCUGGCUUGGACAGAGGGGGGUAUUUAGUAGUCGACUAUGAAAAAGGUCAGGUAAAUGAAAAAGCGAAAACGGAGGUAAAUGCCGCAAAUGGAUUGGUGAGGGUGAACACACAAGGGUCGACUCCAAAAAAGGUGGAGUUCCCGCAAAUAAGAAUUCUCCAGAGACGGACAAUUCUUACCCAGCAAAGCCCAUGACCAAAAAUACCAGUGGAAACUAUAACUAAGAGCCCACAAGGAAGGAGUGUUUUUUAUUAACGUUUGCCUCCAAAUAUAUGGAGCUGUUCGCUUUGAUAUUUGUAUUUUUGAUUUAUUUUUCAAAUGGGAAACUUAGGC